Molecule: messenger RNA, 390 nt
Organism: Leptinotarsa decemlineata (Colorado potato beetle)
Lineage: Eukaryota; Metazoa; Arthropoda; Insecta; Coleoptera; Chrysomelidae
Product: ATP-dependent DNA helicase RRM3-like
Source: RefSeq, a predicted model, not a curated record
AUGUAUGACACGGAAAUUCCAUCAGUCCGUUUCGACUUCGGCAAAGAUGGGAUCCACGUUAUUCAACCGAAAUCUGUGCAAUUUCCAGCUAAAUUCAUCCAUGGUACAGCUGAACGUAGAAUGUUGCCAAUUGUUUUAUGCUGGGCUUGUACAGUUCACAAAAUGCAGGGUAGUACGAUUGACCACGCUGUUGUAUACUUGGGUUCAAAGUUGUUCGCUGCCGGCCAAGCAUACGUGGCUUUAAGUGAUUAUGAGCGAGAAAUGGCCCGUCUUCAGUCCUUACGGGAUGAAAUUGAAAGUGAUGAUGAAAUUGACGAAUCUGAUGGUGACGUAACGAGCGAUAAUGUUAGCAUCGUUAGUAACUAUCCAGAUUUCGAAGAUCAGAGGUGA